UCUUGCUAGCUGACGUGACGUUUAUUGAUUGUUUUGACAACAAAGAACUUCUUGCGUGAUUGUAUUAUUGGAAAAAUGGGGAAAAUAUUUCUUGACCACAUUGGUGGCACUCGCUUAUUCUCAUGUGCAUCUUGCGACGUGAAUUUGACGAAUCGAUCGGAAUUGAUUAGCACACGGUUUACUGGAGCCACAGGUCGAGCAUUUUUAUUCCACAAAGUAGUGAACCUAGUGUACUCCGAGGUGCAGGACCGUGUCAUGUUGACAGGGCGUCACAUGGUGCGCGACGUAUCUUGUAAGAACUGUGGCACUAAACUUGGCUGGGUAUAUGAAUUUGCUACUGAGGAGAACCAGAGAUAUAAGGAGGGGCGUGUAAUUCUUGAAAGGGCUCUUGUGACUGAGAGUGAUGGCAUUGAAGAAAUCCAAGUUAACAACGAUGACUAGUUUCACUUAACUCCUUAAUUUAAUUUAUGACUUUAAAUACCAAAUCUAACAGUUUAUUGUAGAAGUGUUUGCAAGAAAACUGUAUUUUUAUUUAUAAAUUAUUACUCAAGAUAGAAAGUAAAUCUUAAAUCAUAUUUUUUUAUCUCUCACGCUUUCUUCUCUUGUUUUAAUUAAGACUAAUAAAAGCUAACCAAAAUAUAA
Messenger RNA from Helicoverpa armigera (cotton bollworm), 642 nucleotides. RefSeq names its product Yippee (gene Yippee). Lineage: Eukaryota; Metazoa; Arthropoda; Insecta; Lepidoptera; Noctuidae. The coding region runs from base 76 to 441 and encodes 121 amino acids. The record is from RefSeq and is a predicted model, not a curated record. Gene Ontology annotation, cellular component: ubiquitin ligase complex. The transcript is spliced from 3 exons.